Lymnaea stagnalis (great pond snail) is the source of this 177-nucleotide messenger RNA. Lineage: Eukaryota; Metazoa; Mollusca; Gastropoda; Lymnaeidae. The record is from the annotation of a GenBank genome assembly.
GAGACAACUGGAUUUCGGAAAUCAAAUAACAACCCGAGAAUUACUGAGCUGAGUUUCAUCGCUUUGCCCAGGGACGGACUUCUGGACGCGUCAAAACCGUCCCGUGUUGCCAGCAAGCUUCUUCUGUGCUUCAAUCCUCAAAAGGAGAUAGACCCUAAAGCUUCUUCAAUGUCAGGU